AUGGGGUGGAUAAUCGGACCUCUUUUGCUGCUUCUAACUAUUCUGUUCAUCUAUCUGCUUAGGGUGAACCGAGCAUUGUCAAGCUUACCAGACGAAGCCCGGAAGCUUAGUCCCCACCGAUUCACCUCGACGGAAAUCCGUGAGUGCGCAAGGCGGCUAGAAGGCCGCACUUUGGACUUGAAAGACCAUUUACCUCCUCGGACCGGUCGGAGGUAUGUCGUUACUGGCGGUUCAGGUUUUGUGGGAGGUUGGAUUCUCCGACACUUACUCCAACGUGGAGAAGAUUCACGGACAAUUGUCAAUUUCGAUAUCAGACCCCCUGUGAAAGGAGGACUUGAGGCAAUCAGGUUUAUCAGUGUAGACGUGACCGAUCCAGAGUCACUUGCACACGCUUUUGCAACCGCUUGGGAUGAUGGCGCUUCCAAACUUCCCCUGACAGUGUUUCACACUGUCGCGAUCGUCAGAACAACUGACCGGACACAUGAUACCAUGGGACCAUAUGAACGGAUCAAUAUCCACGGGACUCAGAACACACUCGAAGCCUCUAAGGCUGUUGGUGCAUCGGUCUUUCUCAUGACAUCUUCUGGAUCUGUUCUCAUAGCUCGACCUGGGCUCUGGAUGUGGCCUUGGCAAAAGUAUCCUGCACGUUUUGUUCAACCAUUGUGCGACCAUGAGCCCAGCUUGUAUCUUUCUAAACUUGAGGAAUUUUUCGGUUGCUACGCAUACUCCAAGUUUCAGGCCGAGAAACUGGUUCAACGAGCCGAUGAUCCUGACGGUGGGUUCCGGACCGGUUGCAUUUGGCCUGUCAAUGCUGUAUAUGGUGACGAGGAUGAUCUUCAAGGAGGACAAAUGCUUCGAAAUGGAGGAUCCCCUAGCUGGUUGCACAACAUCCUACAGAACUUUGUACAUGUCCAGCACGUGUCCCUUGCACACUUGCUAUAUGAAGCACGCCUCAUAGACCUCCUCUCGCCACCCGCGUCUUCUCAGAUGCCCGACAUUGGAGGAGAAACAUUCGCUGUCACCGAUCCCAACCCCUCCAUUACCUUUGGGGACAUGUAUAAAGUUUUGGAAACCCUUUCGGUUUCUCCAGUGAGCUUCCCUUACAUUCCUGGAAUCCUGCCCUUCUUGAUAUCGUAUCCGAUUGAGGCGUAUUAUCUCUUUCAAAUUCGAUAUCCUACAAUCACUGCUGCUCUUAAACUUCCGCCUCUUGGCAGAGAUGGAAAAUUGUAUCUUGUGCCGAGUCUGUUUUACAUCACCUCAGUACACGCAGUUUGGGAUGACUCCAGUGCCAGGCGAAGCAAAAAUGAUGGCGGAUUGGAAUAUGAAGGCAGCUGGACAACGCUGGAAGGUCUGGUAUCGCAAGUCCUCGCUUGGAACAAAGCUUGGACAGCCGAAGGAAAACCGAUAAGAAAAGGUUGGGAACACUGGGGCUCGUUGACGGGCGAACUCGAUGUGACCGAAGCAGCAGAAGGUGCGGCUCUCGGUGUGAGAGCUGCUAUAAAAGAUUGA
Messenger RNA from Eremomyces bilateralis CBS 781.70, 1509 nucleotides. RefSeq names its product putative 3-beta hydroxysteroid dehydrogenase/isomerase family protein. Gene Ontology annotation, cellular component: endoplasmic reticulum. Gene Ontology annotation, molecular function: 3-beta-hydroxy-Delta5-steroid dehydrogenase (NAD+) activity; 3-beta-hydroxysteroid dehydrogenase [NAD(P)+]/C4-decarboxylase activity. The record is from RefSeq and is a predicted model, not a curated record. The transcript is spliced from 4 exons. Bases 1 to 1509 code for a protein of 502 amino acids. Gene Ontology annotation, biological process: ergosterol biosynthetic process. NCBI's taxonomy places the organism in Eukaryota, Fungi, Ascomycota, Dothideomycetes, Eremomycetales, Eremomycetaceae.